This is a messenger RNA of Biomphalaria glabrata, 2521 nucleotides long. RefSeq names its product soluble scavenger receptor cysteine-rich domain-containing protein SSC5D-like. The transcript is spliced from 2 exons. Lineage: Eukaryota; Metazoa; Mollusca; Gastropoda; Planorbidae. The coding region runs from base 1 to 915 and encodes 304 amino acids. The record is from RefSeq and is a predicted model, not a curated record.
AUGUACCCACAUUGCACCCACAAUGUACCCACAUUGUACCUACACUGUACCCAUACUCCACACUGUACCUACUGUGUACCCACACUGUACCCACACUGCACCCACAUUGUACCCACGCUGCACCCACACUGUACCUACAAUGUACCCACACUGUACCCACACUGUACCUAUUGUGUACCCACACUGUACCUACUGUGUACCCACACUGUACCCACACUGCACCCACACUGUACCCACACUGUACCUACUGUGUACCCACACUGUACCCACACUGCACCCACACUGUACCCACAAUGUACCCAUACUGUACCCACACUGUACCCACACUGUAUCCACACUGUACCUACACUGUACCCACACUGUACCCACACUGUACCCACACUGUUCCCACACUGUACCCACACUGUACCUAUUGUGUACCCACACUGUACCCACACUGUACCCACACUGUUCCCACACUGUACCCACACUGUACCUAUUGUGUACCCACACUGUACCUACAGUGUACCCACACUGUACCCACAAUGUACCCACACUGUACCCACACUGUAUCAAUUGUGUACCCACACUGUACCCACACUGUACCUAUUGUGUACCCACACUGUACCCACACUGUACCCACACUGUACCCACACUAUACCCACACUGUACCCACAUUGUACCUACACUGUACCCACACUGUACCCACACUGUACCCACACUGCACCCACACUGUACCCACACUGUACCCACACUGUACCCACACUGUACCUACACUGUACCCACUGUGUACCCACACUGUACCCACACUGUACCAACACUGCACCCACACUGUACCCACACUGUACCCACACUCUACCCACACACUACCCACACUGUACCCACUGUUCAAGACACAAAUAUUGUAAGACGAUUAUUUCUAAUCGUAUACAUUGAAAGGUUUUUUUUUAAAAAGUUCUUUCAGAUAGUAAUGUAGAUGUACAGCAGGAACAUGUUUUUAGAAGCUCACAUGAUGGACAGAGUCGCUUUAGUUGUUUGUAGUCUGUUUGUCCGUCAGGCAAUUUUUUCAGUAAAUAUCUAAAAAAAUAACAAACUAACAGAUACAAAAGCUACUUAAAAUCAUAUUUUUUAGCAUUAUUAUUAUGUUAUUUUUUUAUGUUUUAGUUUUUUAAUUGAAAAGUUUAUUUUUUAAUAUGCAAGUCUUUUUAUUGUAACAGAAUAAAGCCACUUUUAAAACCAUUAACGUAAGGGAAAUUACGGUACUAUAUCAAAAAUUUACAGUUGUACAUUCUAUAAUACAUGAAACAAUUAUAACUAUGCUUUAUUUAUAUGGAUAGCCCUUGAGUUCAUUCAACAGUCACAUAGGUUCAUUCCAGAUGCCAGGAAAGGCUUGAGGGCCUUGGUCAAACUAUCUGUCCGAAGAGCCCUUAUAAACAAGAUCAUUUUGUCAUAUAAAUAAAUCUCAUUGCUAACUUGUAAAGAAUCAGGCAGGCGUAAAGCAGAACCUCGCACUUUGGGUGUAAAUGAUCGCAAGCAAUAUUGCUUUAACAAUGAUAGCUUUACGUUUUUCCUUUAAAAUGUCUAUCUACAAUGGCGGACACGUCGUGUCUUUGUAAUCUUUUUUUUCUUUUUUUUUUCUCAACCUUUUUCUAUCUGCACUUAAAAAAAAAUAAUUUCGGGAGUUUGCUUUCAUUAACAAUGCGACUUUUAUCAACGAACACGGUCAGUUCGCAAGAAAACAUACACACAAAGAAAAGACAUUUGGGGAAACAGUUUGGAAUUUUUUUUUUUAUUUCUCAAAUUUCGUUGUAUCAAUAAUAAUGCAAUUACUAAAAUGAAGCGAAUUUUGACAUAAAGUGUUGAUCUAUUGACUGGACUGGAGACAGGUGACUGAGCUCAUGUACUGGCUGAGUAAUUACUUGCUGGGAAAUACUUUUCUAUUGGGAACAUCUGAACGUUUUACCAGUAUAAUAAGUUGUUUGGAACCUCGGCGUAAGUCCUGGAGUUUGAUAAAACAUAGACUUACUAGAGUUAGAUGUGUAGUUAAUGUCUAUUGCAAUGGCAAGUUUAUAUAUGAUUAUGUUUUUUCUUAUGUUCUUAUGCAUGUUAUAAAUAGGUUAUGCUAUUCAGUAUCUAGGAGUAAUGUCCAUUACAUGCUUUUGUUGUUUCCCAGAAUAGUGUCCUAAUAAACAGCUGAUUUGUCAGUUAGAACUAGCUCAAGAUGUAUGUGUUUAAUCUUUUCAUAUUAUCAACAAAGAAUUUUUUUAUUUUUUUUUUACUUUGACGAAGUGUGCACUGAACAUGCUUAAAGCAUUUUAUUCUACACCUAGAACUUGAGUUUGUACCACUAGAACAUGAGAUUCUACACCCUGAGCAGUCGGGUUGAGUUUGUACCACUAGAACAUGAGUUUAUGCACAUAGAACAAGAGAUUCUACACCUUGAGCAGUUGGGUUGAGUUUGUACAACUAGAACAUGAGUUUAUGCACAUAGAACAAGAGAUUCUACACCCUGAGCAGUUGCGUUGAGUUUGUACAACUAGAA